This is a messenger RNA of Suillus subalutaceus, 174 nucleotides long. RefSeq lists its product as uncharacterized. The coding region runs from base 1 to 174 and encodes 57 amino acids. The transcript is spliced from 2 exons. NCBI's taxonomy places the organism in Eukaryota, Fungi, Basidiomycota, Agaricomycetes, Boletales, Suillaceae. The record is from RefSeq and is a predicted model, not a curated record.
AUGAGAAAGAAGGACCUUCCACCCCCUCCUAUUCCCGAUGUCCACUGGUCCGUGGAUAUGACAUGGAACUUGCUGUCAGAGGUCAAGAAAGACGAGAACAGGCUUGUUUUACUGGGGAAGCGGGACAAGAAGGAAGAUAUUCUGGACAAGGUAAAGCAGCGCAUCGUCUCCUGA